Molecule: messenger RNA, 10742 nt
Organism: Oncorhynchus mykiss (rainbow trout)
Lineage: Eukaryota; Metazoa; Chordata; Actinopteri; Salmoniformes; Salmonidae
Source: RefSeq, a predicted model, not a curated record
AAAUAAAAGCGCUCACUAGUUUGGGAGCCUAUUAGGAGCGGUACGGCUGAGGGACUGGCGGGGCAGGAUACUAUCCGAGGAGGCUGUGCGCAAAAAGGGGGAGAAAAUAAACAUUUGGUUUCACGAACAGUACAACCGAACUAGCCUCCGAAUUCACCGUGGAUCUUUCAUGGGUUUUGUUGUUUUUAGAAGAGCUACAUCAAACUACCGCUAAGAUUACACAUUUCCCCCAGAUUUCCCUGUCCCGUAAUCAAUAUGUCCAGUAGCCCUGUGAUCAGGGUUCUGGUGGUGCUUUGCAUCGGGACCGCUGUGAACUGUAUGCCGAACAGGAAAAGCAGGCGGCAGGCUCAUCAGGGAGAAACCAGAAUACCUUCCGUAUCAUCCGUCUCUCAAGACGGCUGCAUUGAUAAUGGACAGAUGUAUAACAUUAACGACCAAUGGGAGCGUUCCUAUCUGGGCACGAUGUUGGUCUGCACUUGUCACGGAGUUGCGGGAAUUAAGUGUAAAACGAAACCCGAAGCUGAGGAGACCUGCUAUGAUAAGAUCAACGCCAGGUCUUAUCUGGUUGGUGAGACCUAUGAGAGACCCAAAGAGGGCAUGAUCUGGGAUUGUACAUGCAUUGGCUCUGGCCGGGGGAAAAUCAGCUGCACCAUUGCCAACCGUUGUCAUGAGGGGGGUGAGUCCUAUAAGAUUGGGGACACGUGGAAGAGACCUCAUGACACUGAGAGCUAUAUGCUGGAGUGUGUCUGUCUGGGCAACGGCAAGGGAGAGUGGACCUGUAAACCUGUUGCGGAGCGUUGCUAUGACAACACGGCGGGGACAUCCUACGUGGUGGGCGAAACCUGGGAGAAACCGUACCAGGGCUGGAUGAUCGUAGACUGCACCUGUCUAGGGGAGGGGAGUGGCAGGAUCACCUGUACCUCUAGAAAUCGGUGUAACGACCAGGACACACUGACGUCCUAUCGUAUUGGAGACACCUGGAGCAAGACGGACGCCAGAGGUCACAUGUUGCAGUGUCUGUGUACGGGGAAUGGGCGUGGCGAAUGGAAGUGUGAGAGACACGCCUCCCUCCACACUACCGGACUGGGCACGGGGUCCCGUGUGAUCACUAACAUCCAGCCGGCUGUGUAUCAGCCCCAGCCCCUUCCCCAGCCCGGCCUGGAGCCUCACCCCGGUCUAGCCCAGGAAGGGGCCUGCCAGAUGGACGCGGGGGUGGCCUACGCCCUGGGGAUGAGAUGGAUCAAGACCCAGGGAAGCAAACAGAUGCUGUGUACCUGCCUGGGCAACGGGGUCAGCUGUGAGGAGUGGGAGGGCCCAGCCCCAGUGUACGGUGGGAACUCCAAUGGUCAGCCCUGUGUGUUCCCCUUCACCUACAUGGGGAAGACACACCACUCCUGUACCUCAGAGGGACGCCCCGACGGGCAGCUGUGGUGCUGUAUUUCUUCUGACUGCGAGACAGAACAGAAAUUCUCCUUCUGUACCAAGAAGAAUGUGAUGGUGACAACCAGAGGAGGAAACUCUAACGGUGCUCUGUGUCAGUUCCCCUUCCUCUACAAUGGGAGAAACUACACCGACUGUACCGCGGACGGGCGCAGGGACGGCAUGAAGUGGUGUGGAACCACCACCAACUAUGACGGUGAACAGAGGUUUGGCUUCUGCCCCAUGGCUGCUCACGAGGAGGUGUGUACGACCAGCGAGGGUGUGAUGUACCGUGUGGGAGACCAGUGGGAUAAACGCCACGACGUCCUGGGACACAUGAUGCGCUGUACCUGCGUUGGGAACGGUCGUGGAGAGUGGAGCUGUAUCGCUUACUCCCAGCUCAAAGAUCAGUGUAUUGUGGACGGGUUGACCCAUGAGGUGAAUCAGACCUUCACUAAACUUCAUGAAGAGGGCUACAUGAUGAACUGUACCUGUUUCGGACAGGGCCGUGGGCGCUGGAAGUGUGACGCCAUUGACCAGUGCCAGGAGCCAGAGACCAGGGUGUUCUAUCAGAUCGGCCAAUCAUGGGACAAGCUGAUCCACAGCGUCAUGUACAAGUGUUAUUGCUAUGGCAACGGUAUCGGCGAGCUCAGCUGCGAGCCCCAACAGUCUUUCCCAGGUGGUAACCGUCCAGUCCAGGUGAUCAUCUCAGAGUCUGGUAACCAGCCCAACUCCCACCCCAUCCAGUGGAACGCCCCGUCCUCCGCACACAUCACACAGUACAUACUCAAGUGGAGAGUGAAAAACACCCGUAACCCUUGGCGGGAGGUGAAUAUCCCAGGCCAUCUCAACUCCUACACCAUCGCUGGCCUGAAGCCAGGCAUCACCUACGAGGGUCAGCUGAUCAGUGUGCUACGCUUCGGACGCCGCGAGGUCACACGCUUCGACUUCACCACCACAUACGGUUCCUUGGCGACCUCCGAGGGAGAGACCACCCAGCCUCCUCCGGUGGUGGACAUCAGUGAGUCUGUUACAGAGAUCACCUCCAGCAGCUUCGUCAUCUCCUGGAUGUCUGCCUCUGACACCGUGUCUGGCUUCAGGAUCGAGUACGAGCUCAGUGAGGAGGGACAAGAGAGAGGACAGCCCAUGAUUCUCGACCUCCCCCGCACCGCUACCUCUGUGAACAUCAAUGAGCUGCUUCCUGGAAGGAAAUACACUGUGAAUGUGUACGAGGUUACACCUACUGGAGAGCCCAACCUCAUCCUCACCACCUCUCAGACCACUGCUCCUGACGCUCCCUCUGACCACGAGGUGGAUGAGGUUGGAGAGACCUCUAUCAUAGUCAGCUGGGAGAAACCCCUGGCUCCUAUCACAGGUUACCGUGUGAUCUACACCCCGUCUGUGGAGGGAAGCAACAACGGAGCUGCAACAGAGCUCACCCUGCCGGACACCGCGACCUCUGUGACUUUGAGUGACCUUCGACCAGGCCUGCUCUACAACAUUAGUAUCUACGCAGUCGAGGACAGUCUGGAGAGUGAGCCUGUCUUCGUACAGGUCAACACAGCCGGAGAACCCUUACCAGAGGAAGUCCCGCCUCCUACAGACCUGCAGUUCUUUGAGGUGUCUGACGUGAAGAUCAUCAUCACCUGGAUGGGGCCGCCUACUGACGUGUCUGGGUACAGAGUGACUGUGGCUCCCAUCGGUCCUGACGGGACCCCUCAGAGAGAGCUCCAGCUCCCCGUCACACGCAACGCCUAUGCAGAGGUCACCCACCUGACCCCGGGGACUCCGUAUCUCUUCAGCAUCUACACCAUCAAGGGAGGAGAGGAGAGCCAGCCACUGGUCGCAGAGCAGGCUACCAAGCCUGAUUCCCCUGCUGAUGUCCAUUUCACCAACGUGACCGAGGACAGUGCUCUGAUCAUGUGGGUGCCCCCUCGGGCCCGCAUCACCGGAUACCGUCUGUUCCUGACCCUGGAGGGAUCCAACCCAAAACAGCUCCGCCUGCCCGCCCGCCUGUCUCAGUACACCCUGCUCAACCUCCGCCCAGACACGGAGUACACAGCCAUUCUGCAUUCUGAACAGGACAAUACGCUCAGUGAGGGUGCCUCCAGGAGCUUCUCCACCACUCAGUUAAUGGGGAACGCCCCUCGCUUCAGUACUGAUGUCACAGACACCUCCAUCAUUAUCUCCUGGACACCCGUACCCCGAGUGGGAUACAAGUUGACGGUGAGGCCCAGUCAGGGAGGUGAGGCCCCCAGAGAUGUGACCUCUAAUUCGGGCAGCAUUUAUAUCUCAGGCCUGACCCCUGGGGUCGAGUACACCUACAGCGUCCAGCCAAUCGUCAACGGAUAUGAGCAGGGCAACCCAAUCACACGCCGCAUAGUUACACCUCUGUCUCCUCCUACUGACCUCAAACUGGAGUCCCACCCUGACACAGGAGAGCUGACUGUCCAGUGGAACGAAGCCAGCACCCCAGACAUCACCGGCUACAGAGUGACAUGCACACCAACCAACGGGCAGCGAGGAAACAGCCUGGAGGAGUUUGUGAAGGCGGGUGAGACUUCGUGCACGCUGGAGAACCUCAGCCCUGGCGUGGAGUACAACGUCAGCGUCUUCACCGUCAAAGACCACGUGGAGAGCGUUCCUGUCUCCGACACCGUUACUCAAGACGUGCCCCAGCUAACAGACCUCAACUUCGUCGACGUCACCGACACGACUAUCGGCCUGAAGUGGAACCCACUGAACUACACGGCGGUCACCGGCUACCGUAUCACGGUAAUGGCAGCCGGGGAGAGCGUGCCCAUAUUCGAGGACAUGGUGGAGUCCACCACCGGAUACUACACCGUGUACGGACUGGAGCCCGGCAUCGACUAUGACAUCUCAGUCAUCACCGUGACAGAGAGUGGAGAGAGCGAGCCUACCACACUCACGCAACAAACUGCCGUUCCUGCCCCUACUAACCUGGAUUUCCCCGAGGUGGGUCCUGACAGUAUGCGGGUGACCUGGACAGCUCCUGUGGUUCCUAACCCCGCUGACAUCAGCAGCUUCGUUAUUCGCUACCACCCCAUCGACGACGAGGAUGACAUCACAGAAAGCAGCGUCGGAAGGAACGCCGACACCGUGGUUCUUAAGAAUCUGAUUUCCAACACAGAGUACCUGGUCAGUGUGGUGUGUGUCUAUGAAACGAGGGAGAGCUCCCCUCUGGUCGGCACCCACAAAACAACUCUGGAUUCCCCCAGCGGUCUGCGGUUCUCGGAAGUCCUGACCAACUCCUUCACGGUGCACUGGCAGGCCCCCAACGCCAUCAUCACUGGCUACCGGAUUCGUUACCAGAUGACCAGCGGCGGACGGGCCAAGGACGAGAGGCUGCCGCCAUCCAGGAACCACUUCACCCUGACCGGGCUGACCCCCGAGACGGAAUACAUUGUCAACAUCUAUGCUGUCAGCGGCCAGCAGGACAGCAAGCCGCUCACCGGCAAACAGAAAACCAUCUCUGACGCUCCUACUGACCUGGAGGUCGUGUCCUCCUCUCCCACCAGCGUCACAGUCCGCUGGGACGCCCCCUCUGUUACCGUGAGGUACUACAGGAUCACCCAUGGAGAGUCAGGCCUGUCCGGUGGCCACAGCACCCCUAAAGAGUUCACUGUGCCUGGUUCCCAGUCUACUGCCACCAUCCAGAACCUGAGGCCUGGUACUGACUACACCAUCACAGUCUACGCUGUGACCGGCAGAGGGGACAGCCCAGCCUCCAGCACACCCAUUUAUGUCACCCACAAGACAGAUAUUGACUCUCCUUUGGAGAUGAAGGUGACCGACGUUAAGGACAGCACCAUCACCGUGAGGUGGUCCCCGGCCCAGGGGCCCGUCCAGGGGUACAGGAUCACUGGGGUCCCCAAGAACGGACAGGGUCCCUCCUUCUCUGAGACUGUGGCUCCAGAUCAGACUGAGAUGACCUUCUCUGGCCUGCAGCCCACGGUAGAGUACAUCCUCAGUGUGUAUGCUCUGGGACAGGACGGAGAGAGCCCUCCCCUGGUUGAGACGGCUGUCACUGCGGUGGGUCGCCCCACAGACCUGACCUUCUCUAACGUUGACUCUACCUCCAUGACCAUUUCCUGGGACUCGCCCGACGGCCGGGUGACGUCGUACCGCGUCCUGUACGCCAGCCCCGAAGAGGGCGAGAGGGAGAUGCGCCCUGCACCCCGCGGAGACGAUGAAUCGGCAACGAUCCACGGCCUGCGACCCGGAAGUGAAUAUACUGUGAAGGUCAUCGCCAUGUACGACCGUACACCUAGUCCUCCACUGGUGGGCGUUCAGGCCACAGCCAUCCCUGCCCCCACCAACCUUGAAUUUUCCCAGAUCACCUCCUCCUCCUUCACCAUCAAAUGGCGCACCAUGCCCAAUGCCCGUCUGACCGGGUACCGGGUGGUCGUCAACCCCAAGAACAAGAGCGGUCCCACCAAGGAGAUGAAUGUUGCUCCUGACACCACACAGGUCCACGUGCCGGGACUCAUGGUUUCCACUAUGUAUGAGGUGCACGUGUACGCCCUGAAGAACUCUCUGACGAGCCGCCCAGUUCAAGGAGAGGUCACAACUCUGGACAACAUCAGUCCUCCGCGUCGCGUGCGUAUCUCUGACGCAAAGGACUCCUCCAUCACCCUGACCUGGAGAUCCAAGACCGAGACCAUCUCUGGCUUCCUGGUUGAGGCCACGCCCACCACCGGAGGCCGCACCCCCAUCCAGAGGACCAUCGCCCCUGAUUCCCGCACCUACACCAUCCAAGGUCUUCAGCCUGGCUCUACCUACAAGAUCAACAUAUACACUCUGAACGGCAAUGGCCGCAGUGCUCCCUUCACCCUCACUGCCACCACAGCUAAGCCUGUGGUGUCUCCCCCCACCAACAUCCGGUUCACCUCUCUGACCCCUAGCAGCAUCUCCUUUACCUGGGAGGGGUCCCGUAGUGCCGGGGUCACCGGGUAUUACGUCACCUACGAGGAGGCGGGGGGCAUCCCCCGGGAACUCACCCCGCGGCCCACCGCUUCCCGCAGCCAAGCCAUCAUCACUGGUCUGAAACCAGGAACUGAAUACGUCAUCAAGAUCGUCACCCUGCAGAAUGCUCUGAGAAGCACUCCUCUAGUGGGCAAGGCUAGAACUCAACUGGCAUCCCAGCUCCCUGUGUCCCACCGGCCCAGCCCCGAUAUCCUGGAUGUGCCCGAGGACAACCCCAACUUGAACCCCAACCACGUCCAGCUGGUGGGGACUAACGGCCAGGACACGCUGGGCCAGCAGGGCCAGCACAUCUACACAGAGUACCAGAGCCUGGGCCCCAACCCCAACGGCAGGGACAACCAGGGUCCAGCUAUCCACCACCGUGAACCCCUAGUCUACAUCCCCGUCCCAGGCCCCGAUGGCCAGAGAGUGCCCCUGGUCCGGGUGAGCGAUGGUCCGUUAUCGGGUCUUCCGUUUGGGUUCCCUGAGAAUGAGACCGGGUUUGGGGUGCCGCAGGAGGCCCAGACACGCACAACCAUCUCAUGGCAGGGUGUUCCCCAGAGCUCAGAGUACAUGGUAUCCUGUAGCCCCAUCACCAACCUCGAAGAGAAGAUGUUCCAGAUGAGAUUACCAGGCACUUCUACCAGUGCCACUCUGAUCGGGUUGACAUCAGGAGCCUCCUAUAACGUCAUUGUGGAGGCCAUGAGAGGGCAGGGCCGAGAGAAGGUCCUGGAGGAGAUAGUCACCGCUGGCAACGCUGUUCCAGGAGACCACCUCCCCUCCAACAGAGACGUGUGUUAUGACACGUUCACAGCCACCUACCAUGACGUGGGUGUAGAGUGGGAGCGUAUGUCAGAGACAGGCUUUAAGCUGUGGUGCAGGUGUCUGGGGCUGGGCAGUGGCCAUUUCAGAUGUGAUUCAUCCAAGUGGUGUCAUGACAGCGGGAACAACUACCGCAUAGGAGAGAAGUGGGAUCGCCACGCUGAGAACGGUCACAUGAUGAGCUGUACUUGUUUGGGCAACGGGAAGGGAGAGUUCAAGUGCGAGCCACAUGAGUCGACGUGUUAUGACGAGGGGAAGAUGUACCAGGUGGGCAACCAGUGGCAGAAGGAAUACCUGGGAGCUAUCUGUACCUGCACCUGUUACGGAGGACAGCAGGGCUGGCGCUGUGAGAACUGCAGAAGACCAGGAGCUCAGACUGAGGUAGAUGUGGAUCUGCUACAGCCUCAAAUACACCAAGACGCAUUCGACCGCUAUAGGGAGAACGCCCUGAAGAAACUGAACAUCCAGUGCCCUAUAGAGUGUCUGAGACCAGAGCUCCUAGCAGAUGUACAGCAAUCCUCCGAGUAAAGAAGGAGAGGAGAACCACAUCCUCCUCCUCAGACUCCUCACAUUACAGGGCCUUCAGAAAGUCUUCUGGACUUACUUAACAACUUGUUGUUACAGCCUGAAUUCAAAAUGGAUUAAAUAGAUUUUUUUUAAUGAAAGUGAAAAUGUUUUUAGAAAUUUUUAGCAAAUAUUGAAAAUGAAAUGCAUAAAUAUCUAAUUUACUUAUGUAUUCACAUCCCUGAGUCAAUACUUUGUAGGACUUUUCUGGGUCAAUCUCUAAGAGCUUUGCACACCUGGAUUGUACAAUAUUUGGCAUUUAAAAAAAAAAAAGAAUAAUUGUACAAGCUCUGUCAAGUUGGUUGUAGAUCAUUGCUAGACAGCCAUUUUCAAGUAUUGCCAUAGAUUUUCAAGCUGAUCUCUAAAUCAAAACUGUAACAAGGCCACUCAGGAAUAUUCAAUGUCUUCAUGGUAAGCAACUCCAGUGUAGAUUUGGCCUUGUGUUAUAGGUUAUUGUUCUGGUGAAAUCCCUGAGUGGUUUCCUUCCUCUCCGGCAACUGAGUUAGGAAGGAUGCCUGUAUCUUUGUAGUGACUGGGUGUAUAGAUGCACCAUCCAAAGUGUAAUUAAUAACUUCACCAUGCUCAAAGGGAUAUUCAGUGUCUGCUACCAAUAGGUGCCCUUCUUUGCGAGGCAUUGGAAAACCUCCCUUGUCUUUGUGGUUGAAUCGGUGCUUGAAAUUCACUACUCGAUUGAGUGACCUCACAGACACUUGUGUGGGGUAAAGAGAUGGGAUAGUCAUAAAAAAAAAAGGUUAAACAACUUAUUAUGCCAUUUGUCAAGCACAUUUUUACUCCUGAACUUUAGGCUUGCCAUUACAAAGGGGUUGAAUACUUAUUGACUCAAUACAUUUCAACUUUUAACAUUUUUAUUACUUUACUAAAUGUUCUACAAAACGAUAUUCCAUUUUGACAUUAUGGGGUAAUCGUGUGUAAAUCAUUGACACACAAUGUCUAUUUAAUCCAUUUUAAAUUGAGGCUGUAACAACAACAACAAUGUGGAAAAAGUCGAGGUGUGCGAAUACUUCCUGAAGGCGCUGUACCUGUGACUUACAGAGUUAUAAAACCUAGAGUGCACUAGGAUCAGUCUCACAAAAAGACUGCUAGCAUGCACCAUUUUUUUUUUUUUUUUUUUUUAAGUAGUCAACUUGGUGGGACUUCCUAUGUGUCGCCCAUGGAAAUAUAAUUCCUAUUGAAUUCUUAUAGACUUGUAUUUUUAUGGCGAUGUCUUCCCGUGCCGUCACAGAAGUACUCCAUGGAACAUAUUACUGUAGGAAGUGUCAACUACGUGCUGCCUUCCUGUUCCUGUCAUUCACUAACCUUGAUCAGUGGUCUGGUCUGACCAAUUAACCACCAUCCUGCUGCUUCUCCACAUUGCCACUCCUUUCUAUAGCGUCACUUCAAAAUACCCCCCCCCCCCCAAGGCAAAGAAAGGGUCUUUUAUAUUUUAAUGUUUGGUUCCGUUGUCCUACCUAGUCCUUCGAGACAUUCCCAUGAAAAGAGAAAAUGGAAAAUCUGUAAAGGUUCUAAAGCCGUUCAGUAUUCCUCCUGUGCCUACUCUGUUUCUACUCUGUGCUGUUGCCAUUCCUCCUGUAGCCUACUCUGUUUCUACUCUGUGCUGUUCCCAAUCCUCCUGUAGCCUACUCUGUUCCUACUCUGUGCUGUUCCUAAUCCUCCUGUAGCCUACUCUGUUCCUACUCUGUGCUGUUGCCAUUCCUCCUGUAGCCUACUCUGUUUCUACUCUGUGCUGUUGCCAUUCCUCCUGUAGCCUACUCUGUUUCUACUCUGUGCUGUUCCUAAUCCUCCUGUAGCCUACUCUGUUUCUACUCUGUGCUGUUGCCAUUCCUCCUGUAGCCUACUCUGUUUCUACUCUGUGCUGUUGCCAUUCCUCCUGUAGCCUACUCUGUUCCUACUCUGUGCUGUUCCUAAUCCUCCUGUAGCCUACUCUGUUUCUACUCUGUGCUGCCCGAACCAGAGCUUUCUCUCUCUGAUGUGAGAUUUUACCCCAUUCAGAAGUUUACAAUAUGGGGGAAACUCUUGCCGGCAUCGUGACUUAUCUGGAAUGGAUAAUAUUUCCAACCGAUCCCGUCCGAGCUCAAAUGGUUCUACAGAGAAAUAAGAUCGCUGUUUUGACGUAUAACCCUAUUCCCUAUAUGGUGAACCACUUGGAUACAGAGGUCUCGCAUGAGCACCUUGUCUUCAUGCAUUUCAAAUCUCUUUGGAGACUUCAACUACCAGUCUAACAAAAAAACAAAAAAAACAUUCCUUUUUAAAACCAAGGUCUUUAAUGCAGUGGUAUUCAAAGUCGUGGUCUGAGUGGGGUCGCCAUUUUUAUAUAUAUAUAUAUAUAUAUAUAUAUAUAUUUUAAAAAUGAAGAACCAGAAACCAAGAGUACAGAUUAUUGUAUGGGACAUUAUACAAACGUUUUUGAGAAAUAAUUAGAAAAAUAAAAUGUUAUUGAGUAAAUGUAUUUAUUGGUUUCUUUUCAUUUUUGAGAAGACGUUUAUGUAGAAUAUUUUUUUUUUUGAAGGUUGUUAUUUGAUAUGGGGUGGGAUCAUAAGAAAUUUGGUCCCCAGAAAUUCAAUCGGGGGGUGGGGGGGGGGGGGGAAUGGGGUCCCCGCUGAAUACCACUGCUUUAAUGCAAGAGUUGUAUCACAGAGGUACACUGCAAGUGGGUGUUCAUUCAAUGUCCAGAAUUGUAUCUGUUGUGUUCAUGUACUUCUGCCAUUUUUGUGAACGGAAGCUCUAAAAUGGCUGCCAGUUGAGUUGCAUUGUUUCAUACCCACCUCAACUGCUGUUUUUAAUUUAUCUCUUUUGUCCAAGCAUUUUGUUUUAAUGCUAUUUGGGGUGUACACGUUUUUGUUAUUUUUUUUUUAUAUAUAUAUAUUGUAGGUGCCAAAGUCUUAACUACUGUGGACUGAAUUCCUUUUUAAUAAACAAAAAAUGUGUUUUUG